Molecule: messenger RNA, 1511 nt
Organism: Hypoxylon trugodes
Lineage: Eukaryota; Fungi; Ascomycota; Sordariomycetes; Xylariales; Hypoxylaceae
Product: calcineurin subunit B
Exons: 5
Coding region: 599-1123 (174 amino acids)
Molecular function (GO): calcium ion binding; calcium-dependent protein serine/threonine phosphatase regulator activity
Source: RefSeq, a predicted model, not a curated record
CAAUAAGUACCAAUUUAAUCAUAUCAUUUAAGCAUGACCUUUUUGUUAGUUUGACCAUCGCAUAUCCAUGUUUCGUUCAUCUUUACACUAUAUUCGGCAGGUACCUAGGUACCCUUAACUGGUGUGCACCAAUGGAAAGCUGCAUCGGUUCGUUCCAGAGUUAUGCAAGUUCGCAGGUACACACGCACAUGUACAGUGUGGCUUCGACGUAAUAAUUACUAUAGUGCUUGUGGCUUCCGAGGAAGGUGUCUCCACAUUAAAGGCAAUUGAGAUCUUGGUCGCCUUGUCACGGAAGGACCCCACCAACCCACAUUCCCACCUAACUCUCCAUCCACCAUCAGCCUCAUCAUCGUCCUUCACCAUUCUUUCUUCAACGUUGAACAUUUAACGUGACGUAUUUUCGAUCCGGCGAUUACAUACGUAUAAACAGUCUACUUAUACCAAUACGACCCCGAAUAUCUACCGAAUCAUUGCGUCGCAGCCCGAAGGUUUAAUACGGUUACCCAACUUCGUUACUAGAGCUACUCCUUAUGCUCACCUUCUUUCCGAUCACAUUUUAGCUAUCUAAACGCAACUUCGCCAAGGAGUAUUCAACAUCAUGGGUAAUACAACCAGCUCCGUGCUGGAGACCAUCGUCCAAGGGUCGAACUUCGACCGAGAGGAGGUAGACAGACUUAGGAAGAGAUUCAUGAAACUCGACAAGGACAACUCAGGAACGAUCGAGCGAGAAGAGUUUCUCAGUCUACCCCAAAUAUCGUCGAACCCACUUGCUACGAGAAUGAUAGCGAUAUUCGACGAGGAUGGUGGUGGUGACGUGGAUUUCCAGGAAUUCGUCUCGGGGCUGAGCGCGUUCAGUAGCAAGGGGAACAAGGAGCAGAAGCUCAGGUUCGCCUUCAAAGUCUACGACAUUGACCGAGAUGGAUACAUAAGCAAUGGUGAACUAUUUAUUGUCCUCAAGAUGAUGGUGGGCAGCAACUUGAAGGACCAGCAGCUGCAGCAGAUUGUGGACAAGACCAUUAUGGAGGCCGACCUUGAUAAGGACGGCAAGAUCAGCUUCGAGGAGUUUACGAAGAUGGUUGAGAGCACUGACGUGAGCAUGAGCAUGACUUUAGAUCAGUUCUAGAUACCACGAUGCUUAUCAUAAUAAUGAAUAAUGAGGCUUGGGAACCAUAUAUGAUCCACCUGGGCAAAUCCUGGACCACCUCGUUGAACGAGUACGGAUGUGAUACGUGUUAUGUGAAGUUUUUGUCCUAAGGACAUCUAUGAAGCGACGGGGAUCGCGAUGUGUGCGAGUGAAUCUAUGUCGAAGAUAUGAUUGUCAGGUUGAGGCAGGUGCUCGUUAUGGUGGUGGCUUGAAGCGUUUUCCCAGUACGUCGCUCAGACAUGUUGAUUAUAUUGACUUUUGAGGACAUACCGACAUAGCCUAAUUGCUCCCGCCCAAAUAUAGAACGUUGAUGAUAAUGUCAAUGACAAUCAGCAGUCCCGCAUCGAUGUCUCUAACUUCUUUUCGU